AUGACCGAUCAAGAUACACGUUAUCGUCUUGUUCUACUUGGAGCUAGUCGUACAGGAAAAUCAUCUAUUAUUCAUAUGUUUUUAAAUGGAAAAUUUUUGGAUACAUAUAAAGAAACUGUUGAAGAUUUACAUUAUCGAGAAUUUACUGUCGAUGAUAAAACAAUUAAAGUUGAUAUAUUAGAUACAGCUGGUAAUAUGGAAUUUCCUGCAAUGCGCCGUCUAUCAAUUGCAACAUCACAUGCAUUCAUUCUUGUGUAUAGUGUUGAUAAUAUGUCAUCAUUUGAAGAAAUCCGUCAUAUAAUUGAACAAAUAAAAGAACAACGAACGAAUUAUGCCGAAAUACCAAUUGUUGUUGUUGGAAAUAAAACAGAUCGUACAUCUGUUCGUGAAGUUGAAGAACAACAAGUUCAAACAAUGAUCAAUGAACUUGGUCCAUUACAUUGUCGUUUAGCUGAAUGUACAGCACUCGAUCGUGCAUCAGUAAUUGAUAUAUUUCUUAAACUACUUAGUCUUGUACAAUUAUCAGCAGCAAGACAAUUGAGUCCUAUAUUAAGACGAAAAGUCAGUGAACGACUUAAAAAAAAGGAAUUUGAUGACAAGAGUGACAAAGGUAUUAAUCGUAGUCGAAGUCUUAUACGACGAACAUCUAUGAAAAAAAAAUCAGCAACGUCAUCUGGCGCUGAUAAACAUUCACCGGAAACACCUGAUUGUUUAGUUUCUUAA
Molecule: messenger RNA, 723 nt
Organism: Rotaria sp. Silwood1
Lineage: Eukaryota; Metazoa; Rotifera; Eurotatoria; Philodinida; Philodinidae
Source: the annotation of a GenBank genome assembly